Molecule: messenger RNA, 2496 nt
Organism: Brassica rapa (field mustard)
Lineage: Eukaryota; Viridiplantae; Streptophyta; Magnoliopsida; Brassicales; Brassicaceae
Product: F-box protein At5g65850-like
Source: RefSeq, a predicted model, not a curated record
CACACCUCAGAAUCAUGAACAUGGCAACUCGUCUCCUAUAACAGCAAGUUAUCAUAUGAGUUUCCCGGUUAGAAGUCGUGUCAGAGAAAUAUAUAGUCCUAUCAGUGGUUUGGUCUGCGUUAAAGAUGAACGGAUCUUAAAGGGGAUGAAAACUCCAGUGACGGUGUGGAUGAUAUGUAACCCUAGCACCGGGAAGUCUUUCACGUUACCUAGAAUAAAGACAAGGAAUAAAAGGUCUUGUGUGAGAAGCAGUUUAAGGUUUUGUCAAUGACAUUUGCAACUGGCGUAAUAAAUGGCGUAAUAGAUUACACCAACUCUACGGAUCAUCAGGUUCUGACGUUACAAGCUGGGAAACUCUCAUGGAGGAUGAUUGAAUGUAGCAUACCUCAUUAUCCUCGAUGUAAUUCUGUUUGCAUCAAUGGUGUUUUGUAUUACAUAGCUGAGAACGUAGCUUCUUCUCCUACCUAUCGUGACAUGAUUAUAGUCUCCUUUGAUUUUAGAUCUGAGAAGUUCAGCUUUAUUGAAGUUGCCAAACCUUUCUUUCAUAGUCUGAUAAACUUCAAUGGUAAACUGGCUUCAGUUACGAGUGACUCUAAUUAUUUUGAUAGAGCAAGCACAUGUCUUAAUUUGAGGGUUCUGGAUGACAUAGAGAAAAAUGAAUGGUCCAAGCAUGUUUACAAACUGCCUCUGUCUUGGGAGAAUGUAGUUGCAGAUGCCAACUUACACUGUGUUAAAGUGACUGCUUCCAAUGAAGUUGUGUUGUCAGGGUACUCUCAACGCUCUCCUUUCUAUGUUUUCUACUACAGUCUUGAGAAGGAAACUAUCAGAAGAGUUGAAAUCCAAGGAAUGGAAGCUUUUACGCGUUUCCAAGUUUACACUUUUGUAGACCAUGUAGAAGACGUCAGGCGUAUGAAAAGUGUUUUAGGACUGGCUCCUUAAGUGAAUGAUCACGGGAUCUUAAUACCUUUCCGCUGGUUUUAUGUUUCUCCUUUCCGUGAUGGUAUGUAUCUUAUCCUCUUGUUCAAUGAACACCAAGGACCAAUGUCUUUUUUAUGCUAAGCCUAAACAGUUCAGUGUUGGUUUUAAAUCGUAUUCUAUAUUUGACAAAUAUAAUGCUUCAUCAACAAUAAAAGUAGUCGCUGCUUUAGGUCGUUAGCAUCCUAUUUUGGUUCUCUCUAUGUUACUCAGUACAUCAAUGUUUACUUUAAGUAAUGUCUUUAUUGGAAUGCAGAAACAUGCAGACGUUCAAAAUCUUCCAAAAACUAAUUUGGAAAUUAAACUAAACUAUUGUCUACUAUUGUCUUCUAGGUUUUGGUUCAGAGCUUCAUCAUUAAUGUAGUCUAAAUGCAAAUUCCACAAAGUAAUGCUAUUACGUAAGUUUUCCUUUUUCACUUUAACGUCGGUCAAAACAAAACAAAAAAGUUAAAAGACAAUUGGAAAUAGGAAGAUUGAAGUCGGUGAUCGGGUUAUAAAUAAGAUUUUGGUGGUCUAAGCUUGAAUUAUGAGAGAGAUUACAAGAGAUCUUAAGAAACACUUUUCUUUGAGUGAAUAAAAGAUAAGGUUCUGAUAUUGAUUUCAUUCUUUUCUUUGAAUGACGCCAUCUAUCAGGAGCACCAAGUUCUGACGAUAGAAACUGGGAAACUUUCAUGGAGAAUGAUUGAAUGUGAAUGAGAAGUACAACUUUAUUAAAGUCAUAAGGAAUGGGGACGUCCAAGCAUGUUUACAAACUGCCUCCGAUGUGGGAGCAUGCAGCUGCAGAUAACUUCUUAUACUGUGCUGGAGGGACUUGUUCAAAUGAAGUUGUGUUGGUAAAGCACUCUCUGUACGGCCCUUUCUACGUUUUCUACUACAGUCUCGACGGAAACUAGCAGAAUAGUUGAAAUCCAAGGACUGGGAGCGUUUGGUGGAUUCAGAAUUGACACCUUUGUAGACCAUGUAAGAAGUAUCACAUGAAAGAGCAAUGUUUGUUAGGCUAGCUCUCAAGUGAUUCUAAGAAGUAUCAUCACAUGGUCUUACUAGAGCCCUUAUCUUCCCGCUGGUUUCAUGUUUUCUAUUGUCAAUGAUGAUGGUAUGCAUCUUAUCCUAAUGUUCAGUGGUUCGUGUAUUAAAGAGCAAUGUUUGUUCUAUGCUAAGCCAAAAACAAUUCACUGUUUUUACAUCGUAUUAUAUCUUAACAAUGGCAAUACAUGAAUAAAAAGGAUCCCUACUUCACGGGGCUAGCAUCCAUCCUAUAUAUUAUUGUUUCUUUCAGAAACAUGCAGAUAUUCAAAAGUUUCCAUGCAAAUUUCACCUAAGCUCUGCUCCUUCUGAUUAGAGAAGAAGAUUGAUCAAUAUCAAUUAAUGAGAAGUGCAUCGAUUUUUUUUUCAUCGACUAUUAUAUUUUUCUCUUUAUAAAUUAAUUUUUCCUAACCUAUCUGGACUUUUCUUUAUAAUGAAAUGGGCCGACAAGAAAAAAAAUCGUAACCAUGUGUUUUUGUCCUAAACGUUGCAUGUCUU